GGCCCCGCCCCUCCCUAGUCCAGCUCUCCUUUUGGAAGCUGAGCCUCCCAGGCUCUGCGCGCCCCUCUGUGACGGACGAGUCUGCACCAGGUCGGACAGCCCGUGGCACCUCAGACACUGAGCUGCAGGUGGAAAGGGGGUGAAACCCACUGUCUGGCCAAGUUCUGACCACCUGCCUGGGCCCCAGAAGCUCCGCCAGCCUGUCCCCUGGCCAGGACUCCCCCUCUCCCCCAGGGGUCCUCAAGCCCAAGGGCCUGCGGCUGUGAGGUCCAGCCCAGCGGAGGCCCGCCCCCAGCCAGCAUGCAGCCCCCGGAUUUCAGCGUGCAGUACAGCAGGUGGGAGGAAGUCAGUGUGGGGGCUGCGUCCGGCACCGGCACGGAAGAGGCCUCGAGUUGGGAGCGACUCUCCCUGAAGCUGUGCUCGGGCAAGCUGGGUGUCGCCAUGAAGGUGCUGGGAGGAGUGGCCGUCUUCUGGGUCGUCUUCAUCCUGGGCUACGUUGCCGGCUACUUCAUACACAAGUGCAAAUGAGUGCUGGCCACAGGCCAGCGGGGGCAUGGGCUGGAGGGAUAUGGGCGUAGGAGAGCCCCUCUGUACACCCCCCAUGUACACAGACCCUCUCCACAGUCCCAGAGCCCGGGACACACCCAGCAUGCAGGACACGCACAGGGACCUGUGUGUACAGUCACAGGCCCCUCCACGGGUGCACGGACAGGGACACCUGCGUGCAAGGACACUUGCCCAUGACCAGCACAGGCGUGCCUCGCCCGGGGCACCGGUGGCCUGGAGACCUGGGACCAGCCCGAGCUGGGGCUGCAGGCCAAGGCCCCUGGGACUGGGUGGCUGUUGUCCCCCUGGGCGAGGGCCGGGUGUGGCUCCCCUGGGGUGGGGUCCUCCCUGGGUGGGCGUGGUGUGGGGCUGGACAGGCCCCUGAUCUCUCUGGCCUGGUGACUCCCCAGUGCCAGGACGGCUCUGAGGGAGGCUGAGUGUGACGCUCUGCCCCCCCUCUCCGGGCCCCCACCCCCUUCCUGGGCCCCGCACCUCGCAGGGGUGCCUGGGGAGGGCUGUGCACGCCCGGGAGCAGUCAUUAAACGUCUGUUGAGUGAACACGGAUGAUGGCCUCUCCCACGGGUCCCCCAGGCGAGGUGCGGCUCAGGCACUUCGGGAGGCCCGCUGGGGGGCACUGGACAGCUGCCAGGAGGCCUGUGGGAAGGGCCAUGGAAGGGCCCAUCCUGGCAGGGCCUGAGGGCCAGGAUGUGGCCAGACCUGUUCCAGCCUCGUCUGACUGCAGAGACCAGGCGCGGUGGCCUGUGGCCCCGCCCCCCUCCUGGGCCUCUCGCUCAGCCCUGGCCUCUUGCAGACAUUUGUCUCAGGCCCUGCAGACACCUGCCAGGGACAUCUGAGGGGUGAGGGUGGGGAAGAGGGGCAGCCACUGUCCUGCUGGGCCCUGUGUUAAGACCCAGGUGUCAUGCCAAGCUGGCAGAGGUGGGCAGGGGACAGAGACCCCACCGGGCAGGUCUGUGGGUGAGGCUGGGCCAGGGGGACAUCAGGUGAAGGAGGCCACAGCACCCAGUGACCUCUGGGAGGGAGGCCAGCUGCAGGUGGGGUCUGGCCAGCCAGCUCUAGUUCUGGGUCUCAGCACCUGCCUCCGAGGAGACCCUGCCCCCACCCUCUGGCCCACCUGGGGGGGAGGGGUGUAGCUGGGCCCCACCCUGCUAGAGGCCCUCCUAGGACAGGCCGUGGCGGCUGUGGACAGCUGGCAGCGUGGGCCAGAGGCGCAGGGCCCAGGCCUCCCAGGCCUUCAACAGCCUGGGCCCAGAGCUGGAAGGCGGGGGUUGGGGUGUUGGGGGAGUGGUGGCCUGGUUGCCCCUGCCCACCGUUCCCCGCCCCCCAACUUCUCUGCCGCCCUUUGGGCUCCAAGGCUGCGAUCCCCGCACAGCUACUGAACUACUGGGCUGCUGGGUACAGCUGGGCUGACCCAAGGUCCAAAGUGACUACUGGCCUAGGGCAAG
Messenger RNA from Artibeus jamaicensis (Jamaican fruit-eating bat), 2009 nucleotides. RefSeq names its product small integral membrane protein 1 (Vel blood group) (gene SMIM1). The transcript has 4 exons. Bases 301 to 528 code for a protein of 75 amino acids. Lineage: Eukaryota; Metazoa; Chordata; Mammalia; Chiroptera; Phyllostomidae. The record is from RefSeq and is a predicted model, not a curated record.